Periophthalmus magnuspinnatus is the source of this 6966-nucleotide messenger RNA. It is a transcript of the gene strip2, whose product is annotated as striatin interacting protein 2. Gene Ontology annotation, biological process: cytoskeleton organization. The coding region runs from base 224 to 2653 and encodes 809 amino acids. Gene Ontology annotation, cellular component: cytosol. The record is from RefSeq and is a predicted model, not a curated record. The transcript is spliced from 22 exons. NCBI's taxonomy places the organism in Eukaryota, Metazoa, Chordata, Actinopteri, Gobiiformes, Gobiidae.
CCCCUUGGGCCGUGCAGGGAUGGUGAAUCAAACACACGGAGAUAGCAGCGGCAGCAGCACCGGAGGAGGGACCUUGUAGACCCCCUUGUGCCCGCGUGUGUCCGUGCAUGUGUGCGUGCAUGUGUGCGUGCAUGUGUGCGUGCAUGUGUGCGUGUAGCUCUCCGUUGAGCGAUGCCGGUGACAGCUUCAUACAGGACAGAGUGAGCCGCGGCCACGGGACAAGAUGCAGGCGGACGACAUGGAGAGCUCCAUGGAGUCUCCCAACCUGGAGUUUGAAUACGGAGACACGGACACACUCACCGCUGAACUCUCGGAGUUGUACAGUUACACAGAAGAGCCGGAGUUUGCCCUGAACAGAGACUACUUUGAAGAGGACUUUAAGAAUCAUGCCAAAGGACACAGGUGGACAGAGCUCUGUGUGGAGGAGCAGAGUGCUUAUGUGAUGAGGCUCCUGGACACUCUGGAGGUCACCGACCGCGACAAGAGGCUGAAGGUCACCCGAGCCAUCCUCUACCUUGCCCAAGGAGUGUUUGAUGAGUGUGACACAGAGAUGGAUGUGCUACACUGGUCCAGACACAAUGUGUUUCUGCUCUACAACAUGGGCAUCUUCACUGCACUGUUAGAGCUGCUCAGCAUGGAGAUGGAUAACAGUCAGGCCUGCAGCAGUGCAGUGAGGAAACCAGCCAUUUCCCUGGCAGACAGCACAGAGCUCAGAGUGUUAUUGAGCAUCAUGUAUCUGAUGGUGGAGACAAUCAGGGUUCAGACUGAAGAUGAUAGACCAGAGUGGAAAACUGCCCGAGAGUCCUUUAAAAAUGAGCUGGGUUCCCCUCUGUACAAUGGUGAACCUUUUGCUCUCCUCCUCUUUACGAUGGUCACCAAAUUCUGCAGCAUGAACGCUCCACACUUCCCCAUGAAAAAAGUCCUGCUGCUGCUGUGGAAAACCAUUCUGUUCACACUGGGAGGUUUUGAGGAGUUGCAGGAGAUGAAGGUUCGCGGUCGUGAGCGUCUAAACUUGCUGCCUUUGCCUGAAGACAGCAUCAAAGUGGUGCGGGCCAUGAGAGCCGCCUCCCCCCCAGCCUCAGCCAUGGAGCUGAUUGAGCAGCAGCAGCAGCAGAAGAGGGGACGUCGCAGUCGCAGGAGUGCCUUUGUUGAUAGCUUGGAAGGAGACAGUCCCUUUCCCAAGAAGCAGCCACUGGUCAAACAGGACAGCUUGGACACCUACAACGAACGUGACCCCUUUAAAAACGAUGAUGCUCGGGAUGAAGAGGAGGACCCUGAGGACACGGACAGUGGGAUAGAGGGAGAGGUGGACCCUUUGGAGAGAGAUGUGAUCAUCCAGCCCCCUCCUCCCCCUCCUCCACUCAGACCCCCCACAGACAGGAUCAACUUCCCCAAAGGACUGCCCUGGGCUCCCAAAGUGAGGGAGAAAGAUAUUGAGCACUUUCUAGAGACGAGCAGAAACAAGUUCAUUGGAUUUACUCUCGGAAAUGACACAGAGACACUUGUCGGCCUUCCCAAACCAAUCCACGAGAGUGUGAAAACUCUGAAACAGCACAAAUACGUUUCCAUUGCUGAGCUCCAAAUAAAGAGGGAGGAGGAUCUUCAACAAUGUCCAAUGACUAUGGGUGAAGAGGACAUAGAAGAAACGCCAGCAGAGAUUCUAUAUUUGGGCAUGCUUCCUAAUCUCUCCCAAUAUGUGAUUGCUCUCCUGAAGCUGCUACUGGCUGCUGCUCCAACUUCUAAAGCCAAAACUGACUCUAUCAACAUCUUGGCCGAUGUGCUACCAGAGGAGAUGCCCAUCACUGUCCUGCAGAGUAUGAAGCUGGGGAUUGAUGUGAACCGACACAAAGAAAUCAUCGUGAAGGCUAUCUCUGCUCUGCUGCUACUGGUGCUCAAACACUUUAAGCUCAACCACAUCUAUCAGUUCGAAAUCAUCUCCCAGCACCUGGUGUUUGCCAACUGCAUCCCUCUCAUCCUUAAGUUCUUCAACCAGAAUAUCAUGUCCUACAUCAGUGCUAAAAACAGUAUCUGUGUGCUGGACUUUCCUCACUGCGUGGUCCAUGAGAUGCCGGAGCUAACCGCUGAGAGCCUGGAAGCCGGAGAUACCAACCAGUUCUGUUGGAGGAACCUGUUUUCAUGUAUAAAUCUAUUGAGAAUAUUAAACAAGCUGACCAAGUGGAAGCACUCCAGAACCAUGAUGCUUGUAGUUUUUAAAUCGGCUCCAAUCCUGAAGCGAGCGCUGAAGGUGAAACAGGCCAUGAUGCAGCUGUAUGUGCUGAAGCUACUGAAGAUCCAAACCAAGUACCUGGGCCGACAGUGGAGGAAGAGCAAUAUGAAAACCAUGUCUGCUAUCUACCAGAAGGUCCGACACAGACUCAACGAUGAUUGGGCCUAUGGGAAUGAUAUCGAUGCACGGCCAUGGGACUUCCAGGCAGAGGAGUGCGCUUUGAGAGAAAGCAUUGAAAAGUUCAACAGCCGACGCUACGAUAGAAACAAAAACUGGGACUUCACCCCCGUGGACAACUGCCUCCAGAGUGUCUUGGGUCAGAGAGUGGAGCUGCCUGAAGACUUCCACUACAGCUAUGAAAUGUGGCUAGAGAGAGAGGUCUUCUCCCAGCCAAUCCAAUGGGAGGGGCUGCUGCAGAAUCCAUAGGAGGAAGAGAUAAGGGAGGGAGUAGGAUACAAAGGUCAAAUAGGGCAGAGAAUGAUGUUUAAAUGCCUUGAAGACCUGCUAUAUUGUUGUCCAAGUAGAUCAGAAGAAAUAAGAAUCUGUAGAAGAUGAGAGUACUGGAAAUUUUAACUCAGUUUAUUACUGCAUGGCCAGUUGAAUAGUAAAUUAAUGUUUACCAUUCCAAUCGAAGAGUUUUAUCUGUUAAGUAAUGCAAUUUAACAUAUUGUCCAUAUUCCAAACCCGAUUGAGUAUAUUUGGUAUUUGAUAACUCAAAUACAGGGCUGAAUACACAACCAGUUAUGCAUUGUUUUAGAGGUAUUAGUGGGUGAUAUUGACAAAAAUAUAUGGACCUGUCCUGAAUCAUCCAUUGGAGAGAACAGUAAAAAGUACAAUUUGGUAACAGUGGUGGAGAUUCAAAUAUUGCACAAAAUGUAAAUUACGUUAUAGACUUCUUUGGAUGAUUGCACUAAAGGUUUCUGUUCAUCUUUUGUCUAUUUUCUUAUUAGACAAUGCACAUAUUCUAAUUAAAAUACCAAUUAAUACAUUGUCUUGUAGAAAAUAUAUCACCCAUCUCUGUUUAGAGGCUAUAACAAGAACUACUCUGGGAUAGGCAAGGAAAGUUUAUCUUUACAGCAGAAUGCAUACAGAAAGUAAUUCAAAGUGCUUUACAGAAUAAGAAAGACAUUAAAAUCACAAUACAACAAAUCAGAACAUAAAUAAUCAUCAUAAAAUUAACAUUAAAAGAGAAGAGUGCAGAAUAAAAACCCUUCAGUCAAAAGCACAGCUAAAGCUCUGAGCUUGGAUUUAAACAUUGUCAAAGUAGAGGCAUGUCUUACAUGUUCAGGGAGACUAUUCCAGGUUUUAGCUGUAUAAAACUAAAGCAUAUUUCCCAUGUUCAAGUUCAAGUCUGAGUUCAUUAUUACUCCUAGUAACCUUAGUUAUCUGAACAGAGAAAAACAGCUGUAUGUUGAAUACAUAGACUGUAUAUAUAAAUACACAUAGCUAAUCUGCUAGCCGCUGUGUUCCAAAUGGGAAGUGAAUAUGGGUGCGCUCCAUCCACUCUGCCUCCAAUUCACUUUCUAUUGAAAAACUGUUACCCCUCUCUCCCUAACUGCUCCUGUCAGGCUUGUCAUUUUGGUCUUUUUCGCUAUUGUGUCCAUAACUCAAAAUAUGAACAUUAAUAACAGACCAAUGCUUAGCACUUCUGUCAAUCAAAAUGCAACAGGUUUGAUUGACAUUGCUAACCGCCCGUUCCUUGCCAAACCAGUGGUGCGGACGGGAAGGGGCUUUAUCUUCAACAUUCUCACUCUAGAUUGGCACUUUGGUUGUUAUGAUACUUGUGGUUAGAAUUCCAAAUAAGGAACUCGGGUCCAAAUUCGCACUCUCGCACUCCCUUAAUCAACUUCUUUAUACAGUCUAUGGUUCAAUUCCCAAUAGCAGUAAACAUUCAAAAUGAGGAUCAUCUCAGUUUUAGAAAUGUGCUUCCACCUAUGGAUUAAGAACAGGACACAGUCGAUCAAAAUGAAUGGAGCCACUUUGAAGAUGCACAAGAUGAUGAGUUUUGCUGAACAGUGCUUAUGACUACAGUGAAUAUACUACACACUGGAUGUACACUGCCCCAACUUCAGUUCUCUGUCAGACACUAUUUUGAACCUUGGUGCUGAUUUGACUCCUUAAAGACUUAAUUUUAUUUUGGGUUCAUUUUCAGAUUAAUUAUUUUUAAAGAGUUGACGGUAUAUAAUUUUAGACGUUUUAUACAAUGUUUAUUGGAUUGUAUUUUUACUGUUAAAUUUGAAUGUUUCCAGAUGCUUUUUCUUAAAGGGGUUGAUUCUUGCCACAGGGUCAGAUAUGGAAGAUAUUUAUAAAUGAAAAUGAGAAACAGCUCUGUAUGGUCUGCUCGUAUGAUAUAUGUACAGAUGUAUUCUGUAUAUAAAAAGGGUAUUUACCCAUGUAAUAUGAAGACAUUUAAGGGAAAUUUACUUCUAUAAUUUAAAAGAAAUGUAUCCACUUAACACAGUAGAUUAAAACACAAAUGCUAUUUUUAGCCCUUAUAUGAAUCCUGAAUGAAAGACAGCAUCUAGUUAGACGUAUACACCAACUUUUGUCCACAAAUUCUGUUUAUGGUACCUUUUUUAGCAGUGGUGGAAGGUAACAAAGUACAAAUAGCAAUGACGAUGUACUUAUUACUAUCUGUAAUUUACUUAAAUUUUACAGUUGAUAUUUUUUACUUUUACUUUAUUAUAUUUGAGAGCCGGUACUUUCUACUCUACUACAUUUUUGAACAGGACUGAAAAGUAAAAAGUACUUUUGAUUUGAGGGGUUAUUCUUACCAUGUUUGUGGUAACAUCCAGACUAAAGUUUUAGAGCUGUGGUUUUGAACAAACAAAAAUAAAUACACAAAAUUCAUAAUAAAAGUCAAGAAAUUGAUUCAAUAUCAUACAUACAUUUAACAUUUUAACAAAUUAAUAUUUGUGUGAAAUAAUUUCCUUUUUCUUCUUUAAGUACAACAGGUACUUAAAUUAUUUAUUUAUUUUUUUUCAUGUGAUACUUUUACUUGAGUCACUUUUUGCCUUUGUAUCUGUACUUUUACUUAAGUAACAAAAUUGAGUACUUCAUCCACCACUGCUUUUUAAGUAUGAAAAUGCAAGUUUCUUGGAAUAUGCUGAUGUUUUGGACUUGUAACAAUACAGUUUGACAACAAAAAUAUAUCAGAACUAUAAAAAACUCCUUGGUGAUUCACAACACCCCCAACAGCACAAUAUGUGAAGGAAUGAGCUCCUAUCGGCCUUUGAAUACGCUGCCAGACUUGCUUGGAAGAACACAAAUAUACAAAUCUUUCUUUUAACUACCUAAGGGACAUUUAUUAACAAACUUGAGGACACAUUUAAAGUGUUUUCUGGAAAAUAAUCUCUUUGGAAACACAAAUAUAAGCACAGAAGAGCAUGGGCACUGAUGUGUGGAGUGUGUGGUCCAUCAGAUACCAUAUUGUAAGAGAGAUGUCAAGUAAUUUCCAUACACCGUCACAAUAGGUAUGUUCUGAUGUGUGUUGUGAAAAUGUGCAUGGUCACCAUUUUGUUCACUGUUGAACUCUUUUGUAUUGGCUUUUUGUCAAAUAACAUGGUGAUUGUGAAAUGCAAAUUACUUUUCUUCUACAGAACAAUAACUAUAUAGACUCAGGUGAAUGGAGACAUUUCAUACAAGGUACAGGCUUCCAUUUUAUUCACUAGCUCAAUAUUUUCUGAGAUUCAAAAAGCAUCUCAACAUGUCUACAAGCACCUGCUAUAAUGUAUAUACUAGUGCAGACAUUACAUUCACUUUUGUAGCUUGUGCCAAAUUUUAGUGCCAUUUUAAACUUAAAGGGCUCAUAUUACACUAUUUUCUGGUCUAUGUUAUAAUGUUUCCUCAUCAAAAACAUACCUGAAGUUGUGUUUUGUUUCAUUCACACAUGCGUGUCUCUCAAACAGAAAACACUCCAAUUUGUGACGGCAGUAAUACACCUUCACGGCGAGAAUCAUCUGGAUAAUUUCAGCCCUGGAAUUGCCAAGUUCCACUUAAUUAAAAGGUAAAAGGUAGCUGCUAGCUUGAGAACAAGCCUACCUCUUCAUCACAAGGUGGUACAGAGCAUUUUGAGCUUUGGAGAUGUGGACAGACUAAUAAUAAAGGGUUACUCAAACAUGUGCAAAUGAAACAAAACACAAGUGUUUGAGGAGAUAACAGCAUUAUAACAUGGAAUAAAGCUCACAAUAGUGAAUUUUGUGUAAUGUAGGACCUUUAAAUUCAACCAACCUUUACUUAUUCAAAACCAUCCAACCCAAGCUUGCAAUACAAUAAUUUUCUACCUUCAGUUCAAUCAAUGAAAAUGAUUCUUUCUUGUAUCUGACAAAAGAAACAGUUUGGGUUAUUAUGCACGUAUGUUGGGUCGUUUUCACACUGGUUAGGUUGAGUUAGGUCGACGUACAAGAGCAUUCGAGGGGACGCAAGCAUGUGAAGUUGGGCGAUCAGCUGGUAGACUCUCAUAUGACUCAUGGUGAGUGUUUGAACUGAAUGAUAUGUAUGUGAACAAGGCCGUCCCAAAAGUAAAGUAAACAACCAAAUCUAGUACACACAGGGGUCGGUCCACAGUCUGCACUAACAUGUGUGAAAUCGACCUUACUUUCAAUGUGUGUGUAAUUUUUUGUGUCACUGUUAAAGAUUACUUGCAUUGUUCAGGGGUCAUGUGCAAUUUGUGCUUUAUGGAGGCAUUAUACAAUUGAAUGAUAAACUACAAAACUAAAGUUGCAUAUUAAAUUGUGCUG